Messenger RNA from Trypanosoma cruzi, 4611 nucleotides. RefSeq lists its product as uncharacterized. Gene Ontology annotation, molecular function: protein binding. The transcript has a single exon. The record is from RefSeq and is a predicted model, not a curated record. Lineage: Eukaryota; Euglenozoa; Kinetoplastea; Trypanosomatida; Trypanosomatidae. The coding region runs from base 1 to 4611 and encodes 1536 amino acids.
AUGACGCUGACCAUCGUGGCACCUUCUCCGUCACUCGUGAGGAACCCGCGGUGCUGGAGUGAGAGCUGGGAGGAGCUUCGAGAAACGGCCGUCAAGAGUAGGGAUCAGAUUGUGCUUACAUGUGAUUCGGCAUCCCCGCUAAACUCGGAUAACUUCCAAGCGCGUUUGGUUUGUUACGUGCGCACCUUGCCACGCCUGAAUGAUGUCAAGAGCGCCUUGAGACGUUUAAAUACACUACACGAGCAGGGCCAUUCCUAUGUUCGACGCGCGGAUGACCCUGUCUCGCCAAACAGACAAUAUGACGGUGAGACACAAGGACACCGUGUGCCAAGACCCACCAUAUGGAAGGUUGAGAACUCUGUUGAGGGCGGAAUAACAGUCAUUGAUGCUCUUUCUGGUGCGAAGCUUAUGUGCAUUUUGGAGCCAAAACAAGGUGUUAUGGUGGCCUCAAUGUUGCAUGCCCCAUUUCGUGGGUUUAUCAACAGGCGACUUGAAGUAAUUCCGAUUGAGAAUCCGCAAGAUAUUCUUUUAGUGCGGGAGUCCUCAUUGAUUAAUACCGAUUAUGUGUGGGUGGGAUUUAUGGAUGGUUCCAUUCGUUUAUUUCCAGCUGAUUCUCGAUGGGUGCGGGAACAGGAUCGAUCGGUGCUGCUGGCGAGAGGUCAAUUGGCCGACCUGGUGUACGAGUUACCAAGACAACAUAAGGGGGCUGUCAUUGCCAUAACGCGUAGUCCCUGCCACGAUGAUAGUGGGACAACCGAUUUAGUCACUGCAAAUCGUUUGAGUAGCUCUAUUUUUGAGCUUACCGCCGCGACGUCGCGUGGGUGCCGAGAAGAUCGUGAGCAUCUCUCCCUUGUAUGCACAGCGUCGGAGGAUUCCUGCGUGGUGGUGUGGGAUGUACGAAAAAUUUAUCGUCGUUUGGAGGCGAUGCGGGCGUUAUCACAGAAUACAAGGAUGGGAGGUUUUGGUGUUGAGCCGUCAUUGGUAUCGUUGGGGGGCGAUGUAGUGACGUUUAAUGUCCAGCCCACGACGGAUCAGCACGGCUACACCGUGCGCUCAACCUACGCGCUAGUGAAGGUGCGGCCACUACUCCGACUGAAGGGCGGUGUCGGUGGGCUACGGACACUCAACUGGGUCUCCUCCGCAGUGACAACUGUGGGAUAUCAAAAAGGCCGUGACGUGGUGGCCAUGACACGCGACCCAAAGGAAGAUACAGCCUCGGAGCUCAUCAAGAAUCGCCGCGCUAUUCAGCAAACAACUCGCUGGGAGAAGCGCGAGGAGCAUCGCGUGAUGCUUCGACUAUCAGAGGAGAAUAUGCGAGAGGUGGAGAAGGAACUAGAGCAACUGAUGCCGCCCCUUGCACCUGAGCCCAAUCAGCGCAGGCGUGUCAACCUCAUCAUUGCUGGUGAUGUUCAUGGGACCGUCCACUUCUGGAAUUUGGACGAAGAACUUGAGAGGGAAACGAGCGAGAUUCAUUCCAUGUGCUCUACCUCUCGCACGGCUUCCGCUUCACGUGAUUCCCGCGCCGGGCAGAGUCCCUUGCGCAGCCUUGACCUUUCUUUGAAUUCAAGCAGGAGGCACCCGGCGGAGCCCGCUGUAACGUCGGCGCGCGGCUCCGUAGAGAGAAUAAAUGACGGAGGGAAGUUGACAUCCCGGCGCCGAGAAUUUUCUCCUCGUGUUCAUACGGAGCGUGACACUAAAGGAAAAAGGCCGAAUAAAGACGCAGGAAGCGAAGCGGCCGGCAAGGAACAACAGUCAUCAUCCGUCCCCUCACCACGUACCCCAGGUGACGUAAAGAAGCAUGUAAAGGCCCGAAACACGGCCGCGGAUAAGGGGGUGAAAACUCCGACUAGACGCGUCAGUAAACCUCCGUCUUUAAAUAAGCCCGGCGUGCAGUUAGGGAAACAAUCAAAUAUAACUACCCUACGGGCCCCUCAUUUGUCCCCGAUGUCUUCUGUUACAGCUGACAGGGCCAAAAAAGGCAAUAAUUUGGCCGCACCGGUUAGAAUGGGGGGCCGUGGCUUAAGUUCUGCAAAAGGAGUAAGACAAGGCAAUAAUUGUUUUCGCACCUCACCACAGGCGAAGAAUUCUCUCUGUCAAUCUGUGAGGUCGCCACGCAGCAAUUUGACUCCACUUGCCACGGGUCGAAGAACACCGCGGACAACUGAGAAGCAGCUCCUCCGAAGAACCUCCAAAUUUCCGCGACAGAGACCUUCCAGGGGCUUGGAGGGCGUUUCUGACGUCAAGAAAACGAGGACUGGUGAUAGUGGGUACUUUUCGACCGCUUGCAUGAACAAAUCGUUAAAUAUGCAUCCAUGUGAGAGUAGUGCAAACAGGAGCCCUUUUAGGGUUCCACGGGGUAUGCCUGAAAUAGAAACCAACUGGACAGUGCAGUGGAACUCUCCCAGAAUCUCUAACUCGGGUUCAUCCCCCUCAUCUGGCCGUCGUAGUCCAACCCGACACCCUUCACCAUACGACGCCACACAUUCCGCUCGUGCAGAUAAGGAAGCGGAGUUUAAAGAGUGGAUAGGAGGUCACCGAUAUAUCAACGACAUGUACAGUCGUAAUGCAAAAUUUCACAUUUCUCUUAUAGAUGGGGUUACUGUAACAGGCAUUGCCGUGGAUCUUCCUCCUAUCAUUACCGUGACGAUGCGCCGUUUGCCGGACCCACCGGAACCUCAUUAUUCUCUCCUGGAACAGCCUACCAAGGAGGAAAUUCGACGCCGGGAGUUAGCCAACAGCUUUUAUUCUUUAACCGAGGAGCGUGCCCUCUUUUGUGUGUUUGAGCGGAUUCAAUUCUACGUCUCUGUUGAGAGAACACUUAUGAAUAUGCAGUGUUCGCCCAAAGCACGCGUAGAUGUGUUAGAGCAACGAGUUGGCCCCGGCCGAUUGGAAGAGGAGGGUGUAAUUGUGGGAAGGACUCCGUUUAAUUUUGACAUAGUCUUUCGAAGACAUGUUCUAGAGAUGCAUUCACAACCCAUUGUGCGCUUAUUUAUCGAUCACCCGAGACGUCAACUCUGGGUGGCACGGAACCAUGGACUUCUUUCCGUGUUUUCAACCGAGACAAAAUCUAUCAUUACACGUGUCAAAGGCCCUUCCGCGGAUGAGGCAAUUGGGCCCCCGAAUGCGGCGGAAUGGAAACGCACACAGCGCGAAAUGGCACUGUUUGGGCGUCGGCCGAUUUAUUUGGACUCGCAUAAAUCGUUUAGAAAGCAUCGACCCGGAUACUUUACGGGGUUCCGGCCCAUUUCCCUUCUGCAGCAGUUCGAACUUAUGCGAACGUCUUUGGUGCAUGAGCUGGACUCUGAGCGCGAACUGUCUACGCCUGCUUCAGAGACAGUUCGGGUGCACCUCACAAUUAUUGAAGGCAAGGACGCGCUCGAUAAACAUGCAAAGAACCGUGAGAUUGGCCUGAGCGUUUUGUUAGAAAAGUUGAGGGCUUGUCGUCAGCACGCGUUGACAGUGCGUCAGGCGCAAAGGGAUCAUUACAACGCCCUCUUCAAUGGGGCUUCCUUUCGGAUAGGGUCUCUGAUUGGACGGUGUGCGACAUUUGGUGUCUUGCACGCCGCACGUAAAAUCUUUUGGUCCUGGGCACAUCACCGGGAAUACUUCCCUCGUCAGUACGUUCUGCGACAAUUGCGGCAGCGGGGGAUGAAGCAACUUUCAAAGGUGACAAAUGCGGUGUCGUUGAAUUUUGAAAUGAGACUCAGGGGUGAGUACUUCACAAAGUGGCGUGUGUCGGUGCAAAAGCGCCGAACUUGUCGUCUGGAAACCUGGUUUGCAAGGUGUUUGCAGGCGCAGGUAAGAACUUCUCUCAGAGAAAGGUUUGCCAACUUUAUGGGUGAUCGCAACCGGCGUCAGCGAUAUUGGUUCAUGUGGAGGUCUUUGUUGGCUCCGACAGCACGUCCCCCAUCGCUCCCCGCCCUUUGCCGGAGCGUGAGCCCUUUAAAUAGCACGGGUGUCACAAAAAUUUUCUCACCAUCUUCUGUGCAAUCCAUGCGGAGGAGUUCCACUUCUCGCCCGAGAGUUCCAGAGAGUAACGGGGUUUUCCUGGACAUGUAUGCCAUUAUCCGUCAGAUUUAUGGUCUUCGUCAGGAGCUGAUUUCUUUUAGAGGGGACGUUGGAUCGGACAGCGUCUUGGAUUUGGAGGACCCGUGGUUUGACGCCAUUGAGGCUGCCUCAGAAGAGGCGGAGGCGCAAACGGCAUACGCACUGAAGCUUGCUGUUUUUAAAUUUGCGUUGGUCCCUUUUUUGGAGAGUCUCCUGUCAACCGCUGAGGGGGUUCUGCCGUACAUCCGUGAGUCUCCCGUCACCGAGGAGGUGCGAUCGAUGCUUCGGGGCUGUUUGCUCUGCGUGGAUUACCUGUAUGCGGAUGCGGAGGAUCUUACGUCAACGGCCGCAACGAGACGGAGCGGCAGAGCCUCUACGGGUUCCCACCUUUCUAAAAAUGGACGGGCAAGUCUUUUGCUUGACAUAACGACACGACGGGAGCAGGAGAUGCGGCAACUCUUCGAUGAUGCCAUGGAACAACGUGAGUUCCAGAACUCGAUCGAGUCCAUAGCCGCACAGCGUGACACCAUUGCAGAGUUUUUGCGUGUCUGCUCUGGACAAUAA